CGGACGACGACGGAAGACGCGGGUCUCCUCAGCACACGACCGCCACCAAAUGCCCUUCCUCAGGCCUAUGGCGAACAAGUCCUCUCGCAUGAGAGCCCUAGCGCUGUACAAGGAGCUUCAUAGGCUGGGCAGGGAUUACCCCGAUCCUUCGUACAAUUUUCAUGGGAAGUUGCGAGGUCUGUUCGAGAAGAACAGGAAUCUGCAUGAUCCGGAGGAGAUAGAGAGGGCACUCAAACUCGGGGAGUAUAUUCGCAAUGAAACAUUGGCGCUGUAUUCACUACGCAAAUAUCGACAUCUAAAGCGGAUGUAUCCCGACGACUCACGUAGCGAUACUUUCUCGUGACAUGACUA
Molecule: messenger RNA, 351 nt
Organism: Fomitopsis serialis
Lineage: Eukaryota; Fungi; Basidiomycota; Agaricomycetes; Polyporales; Fomitopsidaceae
Exons: 4
Coding region: 50-343 (97 amino acids)
Biological process (GO): respiratory electron transport chain
Cellular component (GO): mitochondrion
Source: RefSeq, a predicted model, not a curated record